UCCCCCCAUCCCCUCUCUCUCUCUCUCUCUCUCUCUGAAGCUUACCAUGGGCAAACUCUUUUCCAUCUCCAUUCUUCUCCUCUUAUUCAUCACCAUCAUCCCCUCCUUAGCCAAGGAUGGAGAACACUACAGUUUCCUCUUGAGCCAAAAGCCGGCGACGCCGCGGGUGCGCCAGAAGCUGAGCCACCUGCGGCUAUUCUGGCACGACCUCGUAAGCGGGCCGGAUCCGACCGCCGUCAGGGUGGCCCAGGCGGCCUCGGCCAAUAAGUCGGCGACCGGGUUCGGCACGUUGGUCAUGAUCGACGACGCGCUGACCGUGGGCCCUGAGCCAACUUCGAAGCUAGUAGGCCGGGCCCAGGGGUUCUUCGCCCUGGCAUCCAAAGAGGAGAAGGCCCUGCUGAUGUCCAUGAACUUUGCCUUCAUCGAAGGCAAGUACAACGGCAGCACGGUGACCAUAUUGGGCCGGAAUGCGGUGUUCUCGGAGGUGAGGGAGAUGCCGGUGAUAGGGGGAAGUGGGCUUUUUCGAAUGGCCCAAGGUUAUGCCCAGGCCCGGACGCAUAGCUUCAAUCCUAAGACUCAUGAUGCUGUGGUGGAGUAUAAUGUUUUUGUGAUGCAUUACUGAUGUAGAGUUCGGUUUUCUGAUUUAGUUUGGGUUCUUUCUUGAUGCUGGUUGCAAGGUGGUCCCCAUGAUGGGUUUUGGCUCGUUUCCUUUUCAGUCAAGGGACGUCAUUGUUAGCGUCUUCCUAGCUCCACGCAAUGCUACAAGUCAUCGAAACCAACAAAAGAAAAAGUUGGGACGAGAGCAAAGUAGUCGCAAAAUUCUUACAUGCGGACAGCUUUUACAAACCUACGUUUAUUUUUCCAAACCUGCUUUUUUUUUUUUUGGUAGAAAUUCCAAACCUACUUUAAGUAACGACCGUUAUUUCACUGUUAGCUUGUACAGGUCGGUUCGUAUGAUAAUAGUACGUGCUGUAGAACAAACUCGAUCCCCAUGUUAGGAAGAAAAGAGAAUUCUAACUCUUGUUUCUCUAUUUUUUUUUCUUGUGAGAGUGAAAUUUAGUUUGCCAGUGUUUUUGAUUCAAAGGGGUGCGUGCCGGGAAGGGUAGAUCGGGUGCGGAUCCUCUCUAUUUUGAGAUUGGAGUGGUGAAUUUUAAUUCCAGAUCAUUCAUUGUCCAUAUAUUGAAUA
Elaeis guineensis (African oil palm) is the source of this 1186-nucleotide messenger RNA. Its product is annotated as dirigent protein 22-like. The record is from RefSeq and is a predicted model, not a curated record. NCBI's taxonomy places the organism in Eukaryota, Viridiplantae, Streptophyta, Magnoliopsida, Arecales, Arecaceae.